AUGACAUUGAACCGAUUGUACUUGGACAACCAGGGUGAAUUGGAAUUCUUCAGAAUGUCAGAACCGACAGCACCUGAGCAGCCUGCAGGUGAAACGGAGGAUCAAGUCACGUCGCCAGACCCAAGGCCACCAUCGCCUCCUGACUACAGUUCUCACUUUGUACCAGGGCCCUCGGGAACAGCUGUCCCUCCACCUACAGCCAACACAGCAGGCUUGCCAAUAGGACGUCAUGUUACUCAGAAUCCCAGUACCUUCCCCUUGUACCAGCCCAUCGGUACUACUCAACUGAUCCAGUCUCAGCCUGGCAAAUACCCUACACCGAACCAACAUGCUGCAAUAACUUGGAUGCCAGUGCCACCUCCUAUACCAAACUGCCCUCCAGGCCUGGAAUACUUAGCUCAGCUGGACAAUAUACACGUUCUUCAACAUUUUGAGCCUCUGGAAAUGAGAACACAUUUCGAAACUAAUAAUAGCUACGAUAUUAAAAACAACUCCAACCAGAUGGUUUACUCCGUGACCGAAGACACCGAUGACUACGGCAGAAAUUCUUAUCGUACACUAAGACCCUUUGUGCUUCGGGUCACUGACUGCAUGGGACGGGAAAUUAUGACAAUGCUGAGGCCUUUCAGAUGCACCUGCUGCUGCUUCUGUUGCCCCUCCGCUAGGCAAGAGCUGGAGGUGCAGUGUCCCCCCGGGGUCACCCUUGGCUUUGUUGCAGAGCAUUGGAAUCUGUGCAGGGCGGUUUACAGUAUCCAAAAUGAGAGGAAAGAGAAUGUACUGAACGUGCGUGGGCCGUGCUCAACGUACGGCUGUGGUUCCGAUUCUGUUUUUGAGGUUCAAUCUCUUGAUGGCGUGUCCAACAUUGGCAAUAUCAUCAGGAAGUGGAACGGCUUGUUAUCAGCAAUGGAGGAUGCUGACCAUUUUGACAUUCACUUCCCACUGGACAUGGAUGUGAAGGUGAAAGCCAUGAUUUUUGGAACCUGUUUCCUCAUUGACUUCAUGUACUUUGAAAGAUCUCCAUCACAACAUUCGUCAGCGUAG
Messenger RNA from Ochotona curzoniae (black-lipped pika), 1041 nucleotides. RefSeq names its product phospholipid scramblase 4 (gene PLSCR4). Bases 1 to 1041 code for a protein of 346 amino acids. Gene Ontology annotation, cellular component: plasma membrane. Gene Ontology annotation, biological process: plasma membrane phospholipid scrambling. NCBI's taxonomy places the organism in Eukaryota, Metazoa, Chordata, Mammalia, Lagomorpha, Ochotonidae. The transcript has 9 exons. Gene Ontology annotation, molecular function: phospholipid scramblase activity. The record is from RefSeq and is a predicted model, not a curated record.